GAUUGCUAGACAAGAGCUGCUGCUGUCUCCCCUCAGUGUCCAGACAGAAGCUUAACCAGACCGUCAGGAUAGGGCAUGAUGUGUUCCCUUGAUCUUUUGUGAACCAUCGCUACCCGGCAACGCAGAGAUCAUGACUCCUCGUGAGGCCUCCCAGGCCUCAUUGGAAUUCGGAGGGCCAUUGGAAAGAUGGGGGCGCGCAGGUGGCAGAAUGUCUGCAGGAACGGAUGGACCGGUGCUGGCAGCUGUACAGAAGGGAGUCUGUGGAAUGGGAGACAGUUGAAAGAGCAGGAGGAUGGUCUUUGGGAGGACUAAGAUGAAAAUCAAGGCGUCACGGUGAUGCUGGUCCUGCUGCCUGCCACCAUGUUCCAUCUGCUCCUGGUGGUCCGAUCCGGCCCGGCGCGACUCCUGGGCCCACCCACUUACCUGCCUGGGCUGGAGGAGCUGUGGAGUCCACAGGCUCUGCUGCUAUUGUUCAUCUGGCUCGGUCUGCAGGUGGCGCUCUACCUGCUGCCUGCACGCAAGGUGGCCGAAGGACUGGAACUAAAGGACAAGAGUCGCCUGCGCUACCCUAUUAAUGGCUUCCAGGCUCUGGUCCUAACAGCCCUGUUGGUGGGGCUAGGGGUGUCAGCUGGGCUGCCCCUGGGUGCACUCUCUGAAAUGCUCCUGCCCUUGGCUUUCGCGACCACUCUCACCAGCUUCAUCUUCAGCCUCCUUCUCUAUGUGAAGGCUUUGGCAGCUCCUGUCUCGGCCCUGGCACCUGGAGGAAACUCAGGAAAUUCCAUUUAUGAUUUCUUUCUGGGACGGGAACUGAACCCUCGCCUUGGUUCCUUUGACUUCAAAUAUUUCUGUGAGCUGAGGCCUGGCCUCAUCGGCUGGGUUUUCAUUAACCUGGCCCUGCUGAUACAGGAGGCAGAGCUGCGGGGGAGUCCUUCACUGGCCAUGUGGCUAGUCAAUGCCUUCCAGUUGCUGUAUGUGGGUGAUGCUCUCUGGUAUGAGGAGUCUGUCCUCACCACCAUGGAUAUAAUACAUGAUGGAUUUGGCUUCAUGCUGGCCUUUGGAGACCUAGCCUGGGUACCCUUCACCUACAGCUUGCAGGCCCAGUUCCUGCUGUACCAUCCACAGCCUCUGGGGUUGCCCAUGGCCUUGCUCAUCUGCCUCAUUAAGGUUAUUGGUUACUACAUCUUCCGCGGGGCUAACUCCCAGAAAAACACAUUCCGGAAGAACCCUUCUGACCCCAGUGUGGCUGGUCUUGAAACCAUCCCUACUGCCACAGGGCGGCAGCUGCUGGUAUCUGGGUGGUGGGGUAUGGUUCGUCACCCCAACUACUUGGGAGACCUCAUCAUGGCUCUGGCCUGGUCCUUGCCCUGUGGGGUGUCCCACCUGCUGCCCUAUUUCUACGUCCUCUACUUUACUGCGCUGCUGGUACACCGGGAGGCCCGAGAUGAGCAGCAGUGCCUCCGCAAGUACGGCCACGCCUGGCAGGAAUACUGCAAGCGUGUGCCUUACCGAAUCAUACCCUAUGUCUACUGAAGCAAUUCCAGCUAACUAGCUCAGGCCUGAACAGAUGUGGAGUGAUGGCCGGCACCCCAUUCUACUUGGCAGGGAUGAUUAGCCUCAGACGAGUCUGAAGCAAGAAGAGGGAACUGGAAAAAAAAAAAAAAGAGGGAA
This is a messenger RNA of Mesocricetus auratus (golden hamster), 1668 nucleotides long. RefSeq names its product transmembrane 7 superfamily member 2 (gene Tm7sf2). The transcript is spliced from 11 exons. NCBI's taxonomy places the organism in Eukaryota, Metazoa, Chordata, Mammalia, Rodentia, Cricetidae. The record is from RefSeq and is a predicted model, not a curated record. Gene Ontology annotation, molecular function: oxidoreductase activity, acting on the CH-CH group of donors, NAD or NADP as acceptor. Gene Ontology annotation, biological process: sterol biosynthetic process. Gene Ontology annotation, cellular component: endoplasmic reticulum membrane; nuclear inner membrane. Bases 337 to 1530 code for a protein of 397 amino acids.